AUGACAGAUUAAAAUAAUCACAAUCCAACAACUUUGCAGAAUCACUUAAGGGGUAAUUCUAAUUAGAUUUAAUCGUCAAAUGGUAUAGACUCAAAUACAAAUGUUGCUAGAUCAAUUGAGCUUAACAGAAUUAGACCCUCAAACUCUUAGUAACCAUCAGUUCCUUUUAAUCGCUUUAGGGACCGAUUUCACUAAACUCAGUAACAAUAGUAAUUGCAAGGUUAAAGUAAUAGCACUCCGAAGUUAUAACUUAAAAAUUUUUCCGAAAUAAACAAGCAGCCAGAAUCUAUUCCCAAGGCAUAUAUACUUUCAAGUAGCUCAAAUUUAGUCUCAAAAAAGGGCAAAAUAGGGGAUAAAAAUUAAAAACACAGCACUGAUCUAGGAUAUUAAAAUAAUUCUAAUAGUUCAUAAGCAGUUGAGGAUCAGUUAUCAUCAAUGGUUACGCAAGCGCCAAGAAAUAAUCAGAAUAUGAAUACUAACUAUACAAGUAUGUAAACUCCUGCAGCUGUUCCCUCUUUGAAUUUAAUUCAAAACUUUAAUUAAGAAGAGCGAAUGGGUUAUAUAGGCAAAUAAAAACCUAGAGAUAAAGGGAAAAAGACUUUGAUUCUAGACUUGGAUGAAACUCUAGUCCACAGUUCCUUCAAAUUCAUUCCAAAUGUUGACAUUAUACUUCCAAUAGAGAUAGAAGGGAGAAAUUGUGAGAUCUUUGUUCUUAAAAGACCAGGGGUGGAUGAAUUUCUACACAGAAUGAUCCAAAUUUAUGAAGUCAUAAUAUUUACAGCAUCAUUAUCCAAGUAUGCUAAUCCGCUUAUUGAUAAAUUAGAUACUAUGAACUACAAAUUCGCAAAGCUAUUUAGAGAUCAUUGUACCUUUUACAACAAUACCUUUAUCAAGGAUCUCUCAAAGAUUGGCAGAGACUUAAAGGAUAUCAUAAUUGUGGAUAACUCCCCAGUGGCAUAUAUGUUCCAUCCAGAAAAUGCCAUUCCUAUUCCAUCUUGGUAUGACGAUCCAAGAGACAAAGAAUUAAACAAGUUGAUUCCUAUCCUUGAAAAACUCUCCUAAGUAGAUGAUGUGAGAAACUAUAUUAGAUAUUUGGUGAUUGAUAAUAGAAUAUUGUUUACGAGAGCCUAAACAAUGCUUAAUGCUCAUGCCAGAAAUACUCAAAAUACGGAAAAAAGUAACCAAGCUCAGAGCAAUAAAGAUAGUUAUCACUAGAUCCAUAGAUCACAAAGCAAUGUCCAGCCAAGAUAAUUUCAAGCACUAUAAAUCUAAAAGGAAUAGCAAUAAAUAUAAGUCUAGCCAGAUUUAACAAAUGAGAACCAAAAGAGAAUAUUCUUCCCAGUUGAAGCAUAAAAAGAGUCCACAACAAGUUAAUAAAUAAGAAGUAUAUCGUAGCAAUAGAAGAAGUCUAAGCUUUAUGAUUUGGAAGAUGAUGAUUAUCCUGAGUCUCCAGCUUAGAAAAUGAAGAGCGAUACUAAGUCAAGGAACAUCAAUCCUUCUAGUAAAAGAGGAUUGGAGAACUCUCAAUCCAAGAAGCAUCAUCUGAUGAGAGCUAGUUCAAGUCAUAAGGGACUUCUCAUUUAAAAUACAAAUAAUGACUCAGCCAGUAGCAGAAACAGACUAUCAAAUUAGAGGCCACAUAAUUCUAACUCUUCUGAUACUGAAUCUAUAUCUAAUAAUGGAAUCAAUAAUAAAGCUAAGCGAGCGUUAACUUCACAUAAACAUCUUCCUCUGUCAAGUCCACAGAGAAAUGAUUAAUCUUAAAAUAGUAUUAAUAUGGUCAACAACUCUCAGUCAGCAACAAACAUCAAUUAUCUCGCUAGAAAGGAAUAGAUUAACUAGCAAAUGUAGUAGCAUUAACUUAUGUAAUAAUAGCAACUUCAGCAACAGUAAAAUAACAGAUUAUAAGCUUAAAAUUUCAAUUAUGCUCUAGCUAAUACUAAUCACAUUAAACAAGUCAUUAGACCUACAUAAAUACUUAACUAUCACAAGAAAACGCCAAGAAUAAAUCAUCAUCAAUAAAACAUGAGGAAUCCUAAUGUCACGAAUACAAAUUAGAGCGAGACUUCUUAUUUGCAAAACAUCCAAAACUAAUAAAAUCAAUAAACAAUAGUCCUAGCGAGGAGAGCAGUCAUCAAUGGCUACAGUUCGAAUGCGACACCAUAGCCAGUCAUUAAAAACCAAAAUAUAUCAUCGUAGAUGCAGCUAAGCACCGCUCCCUAAAUACAGUUAAAUCAAACUAGAAUGUAUGCUGUAGGUAACUCUUAUUUCCCUUAAACAGUAAAGAACGAGCAGGGCAUGCCCUAAAAACUUGGGAAAAUCAGGAAUCAUAGCUCGGAGAAGUCACAGAGCUAUCAAUCACUGCCCUCUCCUUUCAAUAAAUGA
Messenger RNA from Stylonychia lemnae, 2385 nucleotides. NCBI's taxonomy places the organism in Eukaryota, Ciliophora, Spirotrichea, Sporadotrichida, Oxytrichidae. The record is from the annotation of a GenBank genome assembly.